Molecule: messenger RNA, 4453 nt
Organism: Drosophila hydei
Lineage: Eukaryota; Metazoa; Arthropoda; Insecta; Diptera; Drosophilidae
Gene: Nup154
Product: nuclear pore complex protein Nup154
Exons: 12
Coding region: 314-4432 (1372 amino acids)
Biological process (GO): RNA export from nucleus; protein import into nucleus; protein localization to nuclear inner membrane
Cellular component (GO): nuclear pore; nuclear pore inner ring
Molecular function (GO): structural constituent of nuclear pore
Source: RefSeq, a predicted model, not a curated record
UUUGUUUUAUAAGAAUUUGGUGGAGAAUAUAGAUUUUAGCAUCAAACAGCAUAUAAAAAAGGAACUUAGGCUGCGUUAAUAAUAAUGGAAUAAAAUAUACCAGAGUGCUGUUAAUAACAUUUUGUAAAAUGUUAUUUUAACAGAGGAACGAGACAAAAAAUAAUGGCGGGAGCUGUAUGGCGUGGGCCGAUCUCUCUCUUUUCCAACCGGCGGUAGUUUGCAAUUUUUAUGCUGCCGAAUGGUUAUGCGAAGGGAACUUACAAUUAAGAAUAUUUAAAUACUUUAGUUGGUGUACAUAAAAGGGUUUACAAAUAUGAACAACACAGCAUCGCCACCAGAUGUUCUCCAGACAGCGGGCAAUAUUCUCGAGUGUCACGACUUUCGAGACAGACAUAAGCCGGAACUUUUAGAGUUGACAGGCAUUAGUCAGCAUGGAAGAGCAACAAUGAGCGGUCUCAACGAUUAUGACUAUCAAACACUGGGACAACUGACCUCCGGAGACACACAUAACCUACAACAGCUGCGAACGCUCACGAAAUGUGGAAUACCUAAUGAGGUCCUGGAGCACUUUAAGCAUAUCAAAUGCCACUGCAUAAUGGGUUUAUUUCCGGAUAUUGGACGCGCCUGGCUGACAAUCGAUUCGGAUAUAUAUAUAUGGACAUAUGAGCAGACACGGGACGUAGCCUAUUACGACGGACUUAGCCACUUAAUACUGAGCGUUGGUAUGAUAAAGCCAAAGGCUGGCGUUUUAAUCAACGACGUCAAGUAUCUGCUGUUGUUGGCGACCCCAAUUGAGGUGAUUGUAUUAGGUGUGACAUUUGAAGAACAAAAGGAUGCUAGAGGAUGCACAGUAAAUAGCAGUCGAAUGCAGCUAUUGAAUAAACCGCUAUUCGUUCUUAGCACCGAUAAUGUUACUAUUAAUGUUAUCGAGGGAACAAAGGAUGGACGCAUCUUUAUGGGUGGUCGCGAUGGCUGUCUUUACGAAAUUGAUUAUCAUUCAGAGUCGAGUUGGUUUGGCAAGCGUUGCAAGAAGAUAAACCAUUCGCAAGGACUCGUCUCCUAUAUAGUACCAAGUUUUCUAAAAGUUUUCUCGGAGGUGGAUCCUAUUGAGAAAAUUGUUAUUGACAAUCGUCGUAAUUUGCUCUAUGCAUUAACUGAAAAGAGUUCCAUUGAAGCCUGGCACAUUGGUAAAAACUUUACGAGUGUGCGAAGGUUGGGUAGGAUUACACAAAAUGAUAUAGCCAGCCAGGCGGUCAACUUAAUCAAAACUGUUGAUCCAUCUAUUUUCAAGAGCGUAAAAGCCAUUUGCCCGCUCAGCCCAGAGAAUUCAAAUUUCUUGCAUCUCGUUGCUGUCACGCAAUGUGGAGUGCGUCUUUAUUUCUCAACAAACCGACUAAAUGUACAACAGCAAAAUUUAAACUACUUGCCGGAUAGCUAUGGCAUGUCCAAUAAUGCCAAUAACCCGUUGCCGAUGACACAGUCAGGAGAUACGGAAACACCAAGAGGAAUUUAUUUGAUGCAUGUUCGGCUUCCACCUGGUUACACGCCGAAUGCAACAACCAAUAAACCGAAGCAAGUUCAUGCUGCAUAUCACAGCGAGGGCACAAUGUUAAUGAUCACAACACAGCAGCAGGAGCAGGACUUACUGUGGUCCAUUAGCUCUGCGCCAUUUACCAAUUUUUCAUACCUCGUUGAAUCAACAGCGUUGGAGAGUCUGGAUGGCAUCGUUUGGAGUAUCUCGGAAGUCAAGGAUCUGAUUUUGGAUAACACGAAUUCCUUACUAUAUAAUGCGCGUACAGCACGUAAAAUCGUUUUGCUUACCAAUCAAGGUACACAUGUUGUGGAGUUGAUGAAGUCGGCUCAUAUACUUCAGCAGUUGCUAAUAGCUUGCAAGGGUCCCCACAAUGAGGCAGUGAAAAUGUUCUUUCAAACUCAGAAUGAUCGGGAAGCUUGCUUUACUGCGUUAUUACUGGCUACUUCGGAUCUUCUACGUGGCAGCGAUAUUGCCUUGUGGGCCACUCAGGCAUUUAUGUUAUACGGUGGAGAGCCGUGCUAUCAACAUUAUCUAAAUUCAGCCAAUAUUCAUAAUAGUACCAUCAACACAAACCCUGGCCUUCCUCCGAUGUUCAUGUCCACACCUAUGCCAAAUGCAACCAAUAUUGGCUCAAUGGCUAAUCAAUACAAUCAACCAAUUAGUCCAAUUUCAGCUGCACAAGCCUCACAACAACAACAACAAUUCACACAAAAGCAACAACUCUCAGUGCCAAGCAAUGAGAAUUCUCCAAUUCUUUAUUCGGCAAAACAUGAUGGACUCUUUUUGUAUGUGUCACGAAUGUUACGCCACAUUUGGCAAUCGCAUUGUGUUGAUGAGAAUCUGCGCUCGAUACUGACUUUUACUGAUUGCUCUAUGGUCUUAUCCGAAUUACGUGCAUUGCGCUCCUUUUUGGAUAAACACUCAGUUCAUGAUCUUUCUGUAACAAGACGAAUGCCAUACGACAGUCAUUUGGGUAGAUCGAGCGCUGUUAUGAUGAACAGCACUCAAAUGCCGCUAAACGAACAUCGCAAUCUUACAGAGCAGGCCCAAAUUGAGGAGAAACGAUCGCUGUCCGCUCUAAAUCAGUUUAUCAAACACGCCUGUGAGGUAAUGUCGCUUUGGAGCAUCCUAAUUGAUCAUCAAUUUCAAUUGCUUUGCCAACAAUUGUCGCCGGAGCAUCAGAAAAUGUUAAGAUGUUGCACAUUCCGGGAUCUGCUAAUAACUCGUUCUGAGGUGUGCGCUUUUCUGAUCAUUGCUCUAAUCAACCUGUACCUCAAAGAUAAAGCUGAUGUUACAGAAGUGUCAGAUAGCUUGCGACAACUAUGCCCGAAUCUCUAUAGACACGAAGAUGAGGUGACAUAUAAGGCCACCGAAAUAUUGAUGAGCGCUAGAAGUUGUAAGUCAGCAGCGGAAAAGCAACAAAAACUGUCCAUAACAUUGCGAAUGUGCUUGGAUGCUGCGCCAACUCUACCACUGCAUAGUAUUUGCCAACAAUUUAUUUCGGUUGACUUCUAUGAGGGAGUUGUUGAGUUAGCUGCCACAUGUGCAUCGAAAAUGGAUCCAGAGGAAAUCGGCAUUCAUUAUUAUAAUAACAAUGAGCCCGCCGAGGAUCAUGAGGGCUACUCAUGCUUUGUGACACGUAUGAACUAUUACAAAGAAGUACAGAAUAUGCUUGACUAUGCCUACAACACAGUUCGCAACAGUAAAUGCGAUCAGGAUCAGACUCGACUAUUCCAACAAAAUUACGAAGAAAAUCAGGAUCAUAAUGAUAUGGAAAAUAAAUCAAAACAAAUCAUUAAGAAGAUUACAAGCCAAGCACUUCGAAUGAAAGAUCCACUAAUGCACGUUGCAAUAUAUGAAUGGCUGCUAACCCACGAAAUGAACAGCGAAUUAUUGGAUUUGAUUGAGCCCUCAUUGGGCGAAUUCUUACGGCGUAGUGUUAGUCGUAAUCCAGAGAAUGUUAAAUUGAUUGACUUACUGUGGAAGUAUUACGAGAAGAAUGGACAUCAUCAUCAAGCAGCGCAGAUUCUCGAUAACUUGGCCAUGACGAGGAGUGAGAACAUAUCUUUGGAUGUUCGCAUCGACUACUUAGUACGCGCUGUCAUGUGUAUGCGCAAUGAAAGCGUUGGCUCAUCCGUGACCAACGGCAUAUUUUUGAAAGAGUUGGAGGAUAAGUUGGAAAUUGCGCGCGUUCAAAAAUCUGUGCUUAGUGCGAUGGCAUCGCUUUUAAAUACAAAUGAAGCUGCUAGACAGGCUAUGAAGGAUUUAAAUAUCGCUCUUUACGAUAUCACACAAUUGUAUCAGAACUUUGCUGAACCGUUCAAUCUAUGGGAGUGCCAGCUGUCCAUUCUUAAUUGCUCAAAUCACAAUGAUCCCUUGCUGAUUGAAUCCGUAUGGGGCAAUAUAAUUAAUAGCGCUGUCGAUGGUCCUGGUACAGCACAGGAACGCAGCGUACAGCUCUUUACCAAAAUUGAGCUUUUGGUUCGUGAGUUUGGUGAAUCCGGGCCAUGUUUUCCAUUUGCUUUUCUCAUCAGGGAGCUGGAGAUAAAAGCCUGUCAACUCAAUUUGCCUGAGGGAACAGUACCAGAAAAGCUAUUUUCCAUGAAGCUGGAUAUUGAACUACUCCUAGAAUACUACUCCAGAAUGAUUUCCAUGAACGAGCGCAUUUGGGCGAACGAAGGCAACGAGUGGCACUUGAUUCAGUCGGCUAUACGAGUCGUUACACUGCUGGCUGAUAAUGUCCAAGCUAUUUGGUACCGAUCCAAGCGACGAAUAUUGGGCAAGGCACAGGACAUAGUCGCGGCUUGUUUGAAUAUUUGCUAUCAGAAGCCGGACACCAAUCGUUUGCAGCAUUCUCUUAAGGAGCUUCAAUGCCGUUUGCAACGGCUAUUAGGUUAAUGUCUCUGACAGUAGUUAUUU